AUGCUGAGGGCAGCCCCUGGAACAGUGGCACUGAAUGAAACGCACCAAAAUGGCUUGCCAGAAUUCACCUCUGACAUAAAUGAAAGUGAUCAGGAAGACUACCACCCUGGGAACUUGAAACUGGAACUUGCCAAGCAGAUAACAGCUCAGAUUAAAGACUUGCCACUGAACUACAUAGACUCCAAGAGCACAAUUUUGCGCUGUCAAGGGAUGCAUCUCAUUGAGGACCUAAGCAAAGCCAAGCCACUUCUCCAGGCUGAAAAGGAGCUGCUCAUCGUAAUAAUUGCCAGUAUAUUUGCCUUGCUUCCGACUGAUGCCUUGCAAUGGCAGAGUGGGGAAAAGACCAAUGUUGAGGCAUUGUACAACCAGAAUGUGGAAGCUCUAGAAGCCAUGCUGAGAUCCCUGUUAUUACAGAGACCCUACUCUACAGAGCUGCUUGUGCUCUUAGAUUGUGUGGCACCUUGGAUGGUUUCAAGUCAAGGGUAUGAACGGCUAAGAGCAGUGAACGUCUAUGUUUUCCUGUUAAAAUUUGCAGCAACUUAUCCUGAUUUUCAUGUUUCACAUGAGUUUCCUAAACUGGGGCUUCUGAUAGGUCAUCUGUGCCAGUGUCUCAAUGACCCAGAAAUAGAGAUUGGCUACCAGGCUUUGGAUGGCAUGUGUUUCCUGUACUCGCUUAUGCAGCACCAAAAGGGCAUUGAAAAUGAUACCGAUCUACUGAACACAGAGCAGCACCAAAUACUCAAAGAGAAAUUGGAUUUCUAUGACCCUAUAAGGCCUUGCCAAAACAUCACUAAAAUCCUUAAGGAAUUCGGGCCAUUUCUCACAUCAAGACAGAUGACAGAGCUUUUGUUGACUGCUACAGGCUACCUAAGGGAAACCAGAAUUAGUACCUAUGGGGCAUCAUAUACCACCACCAAUGUGAUCCUUGAGCACUACAAACACAAAUUACAUGACCAGGUACCAGAAAUUGUGCAUAAAAUCUAUCAACAGCUUGGCUCCACCCACCAAUUCCAAGGCAGACAAAUAAUGUUGACAGUGAUAUCUUCCUUGGCUCAUUCCUACAUGGCAGAAGUAUGCAGUGCCCUUCUACAGUGUCCUUUCCCAAUGGACAGAUGUGCAGCUGAUAUUUGGCGUGCAUUGACCAAAACGGGCUCAAAUUUUGAUCUAAUGGUCCUUGUGAACAUCCUGUUGAAAAAGCUGCAAGUGAAUCCAAACUUGACUGGAAACUAUAUAACUUCUCUGGUGGCAGUCAGUGCCUUUUGCAAGUUGUUAUCUAUGCCUAAAUGCUCAGAUGUGGCAUUCAGUAUCUACCCACGACUUCUGAUGACGCUGCUUGUUCAGGUGCACUAUAACAUCAGGCAUAAAGUAAUAAGGAACCCAGUAUCUCAGGAUGAAAGUGAGCCUGUGCGCUAUAUUGUGAAAGCACUGAAAACACUUUUCUUAGCUGUUGGAUGUUAUUGUGAGUUCCUUUCUACUGAGAAGGAUGGGCUCUGGAAACUGCUCACCGACUAUGAAGAUCACCAUCGGGGGGUAGGCAUGCUUGCAAGAGUCUUGCUUCAGUGCCCCUGCUGUGACCGUCUUAGGAUCUUGUACCUUCUAGUUCCUUUCCUGGAGCGAGGUGAUGAAGAGCAUCAGAUUACAGCAAUGGCAUUCUUUAUUGAACUUCUUUAUAUGUCAGAGGCUAAGAGACUUCCAGACAAAUAUUCCUUAAAUCGUCUGAAUCGAGGACUGGUUAACACAAACCCAGUUAUCCGGGCAUUGUGUAUCAGGGGACUAGUUAAGAUGGCAGACUGGCCAGGGAAGGAGAUAAAAAUCUUAUUGCCGGUCAUGAUAAAAGGCCUGUCUGGAAUGGAUGGGAGACUAUAUGUGGAGGCUCUUACUGAAAUUGAGAAGAUCCUUGUAGGUCCAGAAGGAGCAGACUAUAUAUCCAAUAUCCUUCUGUCUCUUCAGGAGCUGUUCAGUAAUGAUAGAGAAAGUGUGCGUGCUUCUGCUAUAUUUCUUUUUGGCAAAAUGGUGAAAAUAGCAAACAAAAGCAACGAGUUGACAAUAAGGCAUCAAAUACUAGAAAAUCUGGUUCCAUUACUUCUACAUCACCAGGAAGAGAAUCCUGAAAUCAUGGAGAGAUACAAUAAACCUAGCGUUCAUUAA
Molecule: messenger RNA, 2148 nt
Organism: Heteronotia binoei (common prickly gecko)
Lineage: Eukaryota; Metazoa; Chordata; Lepidosauria; Squamata; Gekkonidae
Gene: MROH7
Product: maestro heat like repeat family member 7
Exons: 18
Coding region: 1-2148 (715 amino acids)
Cellular component (GO): cytoplasm
Source: RefSeq, a predicted model, not a curated record